AUGUCACGUGUAAGAGUUUUUAUGACUAUAAGUAAUCAUGAACACCGAUUUUCUUAUUCAACAUUAGCGAUGGUUGAUCAAAUAAACGAUGUCUGGAUUUCAGAUGAAGAAAUAUCAAAAUAUGAUAAAUUAAUCUCGUCAAAAGACUGGGAACGUAUGAAUGAAGACUUUGGGAAUGUAAGUUCUUUACCAUGUCCAUGCAUUUGGAGAAUGACUAGGAAAACCACCAUAGGGUACAAAGAAGGAAUUAUAGAAGGUAAAGAUAUUACCAUUCAAGAAGGGUUCAAUAAAGGGUACGCUGAAGGAGCUAGUGUUGGAAAAGAAAUUGGUAGGUUAAGAGGUUUAUUAAAUACAUUACUAGAAUAUUACACACCUCUACUUAGUAAUACUAAUGUUGAUGAAAGUAACAUUAUACUUCCAACUCAAUCUACUAUUGAUAGAUUAAAAUCUUUAGAAAGUGAUCUUGCAAAUUUAACCGUCGAAAAAUUUUUCACAAAAAAUUAUUUUAAAGAAACUUCAUCAACUGAUUCGAUAUGUAGUCUCUGUGAAAAGUCGGAAAGCACAAUAGAAAAUUGUUGUAAAAAUAAUAUGAAUGAUUUUGAAAUGUCAAAUGUUAGUCAUGAAUCAGAAGGUUGCUUGCUGUCUCAACAACCUUUAUCACAAGUGAAUUCUCCCAGACAAAUUUUGGCAGAAUAUUGUGAAAAAGUCAAAGCUUUAUUAGCUGAAUUAGGAUUCAACAUAAAUUAA
This is a messenger RNA of Cetraspora pellucida, 747 nucleotides long. Lineage: Eukaryota; Fungi; Glomeromycota; Glomeromycetes; Diversisporales; Gigasporaceae. The record is from the annotation of a GenBank genome assembly.